AUUUUGAAACCAGAAGUUGGUAUUUUUCUAUGCGUUGGUAGUGUAUGUUUUGCUUGUUGUUACAUUUGAAUGGAUUUGUAGCCAUGUCAAGUGAUCAUAUAAUCGGUCCUGCUUUACCACCGGGGUUACGAGCCGGCAGGAACGAUGAAUCAGAUGAAGACGACACGAUCAUAGGUCCAGCUCUUCCCCCUCUGUAUAAACGCACAGAGUCCUCAAGCUCAUCUAGUGAUCAGGAAGAAGUCGUGUUCAAGAGAGCCAAAUACUCAGGAUACAAAGGAGAGGCAGCUGAGAGGUGUGAGGAGGAGGAGGAGGAUGAUGAUGAUGGAUUCUUUGGUCCAGCUCUGCCUCCAGGAUACCAAAUGCAAGGCAGUUCACCUGAAAGGCUGCCUGUGCUGGGACCCGCGCUGCCUCCGGGCUUUAAAAGGAAGCAGAAUGAUGAUGAUGAGGAUGAGGAAGAGAGUGAAGAAGGAGGGAUUCUAGGACCGGCACUUCCUCCUGGAUACAAAGCGGAGUCUUCCAGCAGUGAGGGAGAGGACGGGGACGUGAUUGGGCCCAUGCCAUCCAAAGAGGAAGUUCAGAGUUCCGUGGCACUGGACUUUGAAAGAAGAGCGAAAAGGAUGAAGGACCGAUUACUGGGGCGCGAAGAUGAGACUGAGAAGCCUCAGAGGGAGAGCUGGAUGAUGGAGCUGCCUCCUGAGCUGCAGCAUGUCGGAUUAGAAGCACGAACCUUUAAGAAGAGAUCAGGACCCGAGAAUAAAGACCGCUCCAUCUGGACAGACACGCCCGCCGACCGAGAGCGCAAAGCCAGGGAGCGACAGGAAGCGAAAGAGAAAGGAGAGACGUCCAAAGACGACGGCCCUCGUCUCUCCAAGAAAGAUCUGGAAAUGGCAGAAAAAGUGUCCAAGUAUAACGAUUCCAAGAGAGGGGAGUCGCUCAUGACCAUACACGCCAAGAAAAUGAAGAGGAAAGCUGAGGAGGACUCGAACAAGCCGGUCGAGAGGAGGCCCUUCGACCGAGACGCCGACCUGCAGGUGAACCGUUUCGACGAGGCGCAAAAGAAAGCUCUGCUGAAGAAGAGUCAAGAGCUCAACACGCGCUUCUCACACAGCAAGGAUCGAAUGUUCCUCUGAGGAGCUUGUUACACCUAAAGUAAUGUUGUUUAAAAAAAAUCAUGGACACCAUUAAAUGUGCGGUUUGUAAAAGUCUAAAGUUAUCUCGUUUUACCAUAUAAUAUGAUAGAAUGCAUCAGAACAGUUAGGAAAUAUAAAACAGAAUUCUACACAUUGCCAAGUGAUGAUUCAUGCUGGAUUUCUGGCCCUGAAAAUUAGCUUUGCCCCAAAGCAAAUACAUGUUUUUACAGAAUAUAGACAGCAGCAUUCUGGAAACUUGAGCAUCGGGCCACCACGCUGAGUAGUAGUUUGAACAAUCAACCACAAAUGGUGACAACUGGAAACAUCUCCUGUCUGCUCUCAGAUUUCUCUGAACAUCAACAGGGUUUCAAACAUAAUGUCCUAAACAAGACAUACUUCCAGUUCUAUUAGUAUGAUAUUGUACAGGAUUGUCUUUACUCUGUAGUUUGGGUUUGGGAUUUUUUUUUUUUUUUUUUUUUUUUACCACAAGAGGAUGUGACGUCAAAUAUAAAAUUGUUUUUCCUGUGCUGUAUUUUCAUGCUUUUAUAAAGAUGAGAUUAAAAAUGAGAUUUCCUUGUUUCCUUAAUUUGAUCUCUAUCCAUACAUCUAUUUUCUGAGGCUUAUCUUACACAGGGUUACAUUUAACCUGCUGUUUUGUCCCAAGGAAAACCCAUUGAAAGCAAUAUCAUUUCUGGUCACAUUUUGGUGCUUUUGUGUCAAUUUUGUUGUUUAUUUAUUGAUGUAUUUUCUUUCAUAGGCGUGUGUUGUGAGUAUAAGUGAUUGACUCAUUAAUUACAGUUAUAAUACUUUCA
This is a messenger RNA of Tachysurus fulvidraco (yellow catfish), 1942 nucleotides long. It is a transcript of the gene gpalpp1, whose product is annotated as GPALPP motifs containing 1. The record is from RefSeq and is a predicted model, not a curated record. Bases 45 to 1130 code for a protein of 361 amino acids. The transcript has 6 exons. Lineage: Eukaryota; Metazoa; Chordata; Actinopteri; Siluriformes; Bagridae.